Molecule: messenger RNA, 966 nt
Organism: Penicillium digitatum Pd1
Lineage: Eukaryota; Fungi; Ascomycota; Eurotiomycetes; Eurotiales; Aspergillaceae
Product: NAD(P)-binding domain
Source: RefSeq, a predicted model, not a curated record
AUGUCCACGAAACCUAUCACUCGAGUUGCCAUUGUUGGAGCUACUGGCCAUCUCGGUAGAGCCUUUGCUCAGUCCCUUCUGCAAACCGGCCAGCAUGAAGUCACAGCUCUCACCCGCGAAGAUAGCCAUGGAAAAGUCGCAGAGGGGGUUCGAGCCGUGAAGGUUAAUUACGAUGAUGACGACUCACUAGUCAAGGCCUUGAAAGGACAACAAUUCCUUGUGAUUACCCUGAGCGUUCAGGCCCCCGAAGAUCUCCAUGCAAGGAUUACCGCAGCUGCCGCAAAGGCUGGGGUCCCUUACAUCAUGCCAAAUGCGUAUGGAUACCCCAUUAGCCCGGAGGGCGUGAAGGAUGGGGAUUCAUACGGAAAGCGCGUCCUUAGUCGAAUUGAUGAUGCUCAAAAUGGCGGAUCGUUCUCGGUAACACUGCCAUGUGGUUUCUGGUACGAAUGGAGCCUGGCAUGCGGCGAGCAAUGGUUCGGCUUCACAAUCAAAGACCGAAGGGUAACCUUUUUCGAUGAUGGCACUCGCAUCGUGAGCGUUAGCACUUGGGACCAGUGUGGUCGUGCGCUGGCUGCUCUCCUCAGCCUACCGGAGUCGGGAACGACCCCCGCGCUUGCCGACUUCAAGAACAAAGAAGUCCGCAUCAAUAGCUUCCGCGUCUCACAACGCGACAUGCUUGAUAGUCUGCAUCGUAUUUUGGGCACCACAGACUCUGAUUGGGAGAUUAGUCAUGAGACUGUCGCUAAGCGCCUUGCAGACGGCGCUGAAGAUUUGGCCAAGGGCGUCUUCACGGGGAUUCCCAAAAUGCUUUAUGGGCAUGUGUUUUUAGCAACCAACAAGGAUGGCGAUUUCGCAGGGACAAUGGAGUUGGCAAAUGAUGUACUAGGGCUACCUAAAGAGGACUUGGAUGAAGCGACUAAGAGGGUAGUGGAUAUGGUGGCUGGAGGAUGGACCCCCUUCGGUUAA